CGCAGACGCGGCCCGGGCGCGCGGCCGGCGGCGGUUGGUGGCUUGCGGGGCCGGCGGGCGGUUGCCGUGAGUAGCACCCGCGCUCAGGCACCCAAAGCCGGCGCCAUGGUGGAGAAGGAGGAGGCGGGCGGCGGUAUCAGCGAGGAGGAGGCGGCGCAGUAUGACCGGCAGAUCCGUCUCUGGGGAUUGGAGGCCCAGAAACGGCUGCGGGCCUCCCGAGUGCUUCUUGUUGGCAUGAAGGGACUUGGGGCUGAAAUCGCCAAGAAUCUCAUCCUGGCUGGAGUGAAAGGAUUGACCAUGCUGGAUCAUGAGCAGGUAUCUCCAGAAGAUCCUGGAGCCCAGUUCCUGAUCCGUACUGGAUCUGUUGGCCGAAACAAGGCCGAAGCCUCUUUGGAGCGAGCACAGAAUCUCAACCCUAUGGUGGAUGUGAAGGUGGACACUGAGAAUAUAGAAAAGAAGCCUGAGUCGUUUUUCACCCAGUUUGAUGCUGUAUGUCUGACUUGCUGCUCCAGGGAUGUCAUAGUUAAAGUUGACCAGAUCUGUCACAAAAAUAGCGUCAAGUUCUUUACGGGAGAUGUUUUUGGCUACCAUGGAUACACAUUUGCCAACCUUGGAGAGCAUGAAUUUGUAGAGGAGAAAACCAAAGUUGCCAAAGUUAGUCAAGGAGUAGAAGAUGGACCUGAUACCAAGAGAGCCAAACUUGAUUCAUCUGAGACGACCAUGGUCAAAAAGAAGGUGGUCUUCUGCUCCAUCAAAGAAGCGCUGGAAGUGGACUGGAGCAGUGAUAAAGCAAAGGCAGCCCUCAAGCGCACGACUCCAGAUUACUUUCUCCUUCAAGUGCUCCUGAAGUUCCGCACAGAUAAAGGAAGAGAUCCUAGUUCUGAUACCUUUGGGGAAGAUUCUGAGUUGUUGCUCCAGAUUCGAAAUGAUGUGCUUGACUCCCUGGGUGUUAAUCCUGACCUGCUUCCCGAAGACUUUGUCAGGUACUGCUUCUCCGAGAUGGCCCCAGUGUGUGCAGUGGUUGGAGGGAUCCUGGCACAGGAAAUUGUGAAGGCACUGUCUCAAAGGGACCCUCCUCACAACAACUUCUUCUUCUUUGAUGGCAUGAAGGGGAACGGGAUUGUGGAGUGCCUUGGCCCCAAGUGAACCCGACACUUGGCAGCCCCAGCAGUGCUGCCCCGAGGCAUGCCCAUGUGUGACCCCUGUCCCCUUCCCCCUUGAAGGCCUCUCCGGGCGAGGGAAAGUGAAGUCAUUGAACCAGUACAGACCAUUUCCUGCGAGCAGUGAGGUCGUGCAGAUGUGUUGCGCCAGUGGCUGCUAAGCAAGGGGCGUGAGUCCUGGCUGUGGCCAUGCCCGCUCGCCUGCACGGCCAGCGCCUGCCUGCCAGCCCCCUCUGACUCCUGGUCACAGCAGGAACCAGUACGCCUUGUUGCUUAGAAGCCUCUUGCCACCUUCUUGGCCUUAGUCCCCGCCUGAUGUCACGCAGAGAGGAGCGUGACUUCAGGUGGGGAAUAAGGCCCGGGACCCAUGAAACACAGGGGACCACAGUUCCAAUUGCAGACAGGUGCCCUUAGAGAGGAAAAAACAUGGCAGGCGGAAUGUAUUUCCUCCAAAGUUUGAGACUCUGAAAAACAACAGGUGGCAUCUGGUGUGCUGUUCUUGAGUUUUAGUUUAGGAUUAGUUGAGUUCCAGCCUGGAUUUUGGACGAGAGGAAACAUUACCAAGUUCUCUUGGGUAUUAGGGUGAAAGCUUGCAAAUGGAAUAUUAGUGGGAAAGCUCGUUUUAAAAAGGCAGAUGCCCGGGUCCCACCCCCUGGGGACUCUGACUCCCUGGCGCCGAGCUAGGACAGAGGAACCUGCCCUUCCCACAGAGCCCCGCGCUGCUGCCGUGCAGACACUCGCUCUGAAAGCUGUCACGUUUAAGGGCUAUGUCAGUCCUUCAUUUACCCCCUGAAUUGCAGCUGUUCGUGUUUUUUUUAUAUUUUCUAUAUUUCCUUGGUUCUUUAAAAAGGAAUGAUAGAAAUAAAGUUAUUUGCUUUAGGA
Messenger RNA from Hippopotamus amphibius kiboko, 2042 nucleotides. It is a transcript of the gene SAE1, whose product is annotated as SUMO1 activating enzyme subunit 1. Gene Ontology annotation, biological process: protein sumoylation. Gene Ontology annotation, molecular function: SUMO activating enzyme activity. The transcript is spliced from 9 exons. Lineage: Eukaryota; Metazoa; Chordata; Mammalia; Artiodactyla; Hippopotamidae. Bases 106 to 1146 code for a protein of 346 amino acids. The record is from RefSeq and is a predicted model, not a curated record. Gene Ontology annotation, cellular component: SUMO activating enzyme complex; cytoplasm.